Strongylocentrotus purpuratus (purple sea urchin) is the source of this 2095-nucleotide messenger RNA. RefSeq names its product casein kinase I. Gene Ontology annotation, biological process: signal transduction; negative regulation of canonical Wnt signaling pathway; peptidyl-serine phosphorylation. Gene Ontology annotation, cellular component: nucleus; cytoplasm. Lineage: Eukaryota; Metazoa; Echinodermata; Echinoidea; Camarodonta; Strongylocentrotidae. The record is from RefSeq and is a predicted model, not a curated record. Bases 176 to 1291 code for a protein of 371 amino acids. The transcript is spliced from 7 exons. Gene Ontology annotation, molecular function: protein serine/threonine kinase activity; ATP binding.
CAUCAUUCCCUGAUCCACUUCCGUGUGAGUAUCUUUCACCGACGACAACUCUACUGCGCGACGAAACACAGAAAAAUCCGUAUGGAAAAUCUGAAAAUGACUGGAAAUUCUACAUUAUAAGAGUGUUAUUAGAGACAAAAUUGGCGUGGACAAGUUAAAGGAGCUAUCAGCCAUCAUGUCGAGCGCUGGAAGCCAAGGACAGAAGCCUGAGUAUUUAGUUGGAGGGGGCAAAUACAAACUUGUACGGAAGAUCGGCAGCGGAUCAUUCGGCGAUAUUUAUUUAGGAAUCAACGUUGGCAAUGGCGAAGAAAUUGCAGUCAAAAUGGAGUCAGCGAAGGCGAGACAUCCACAGCUCAACUAUGAAGGAAAAGUUUAUAGGAUAUUACAGGGUGGUGUUGGUAUACCAAAGAUUAGGUGGUAUGGGUCAGAAAAAGACUACAAUGUAUUAGUGAUGGAGCUUCUAGGGCCUAGCUUGGAGGAUUUAUUCAACUUUUGUGAUCGCCAGUUCUCAAUGAAAACUGUAUUGAUGCUUGCAGAUCAGAUGCUUGGAAGAAUUGAGUAUGUACACAAUAAGAAUUUCAUCCACCGAGACAUCAAGCCCGACAACUUCCUAAUGGGCAUCGGUAGACAUUGCAAUCAGGUUUUCAUCAUCGACUUUGGCCUGGCCAAGAAGUACCGAGAUAGCAGGACAAGACAGCAUAUACCUUACAAGGAUGACAAGAAUCUCACAGGAACCGCCAGAUAUGCCAGCAUCCACGCCCACCAGGGCAUCGAACAAGCGCGGAGAGAUGACCUUGAAUCGCUAGGCUACGUCAUGAUGUACUUCAACAGGAGAAGUCUGCCGUGGCAAGGUCUCAAGGCUGCUACCAAGAAGCAGAAGUAUGAGAAGAUCAGCGAGAAGAAGAUGUCCACAUCACCAGAAACACUGUGCAAGAGUUUCCCUGCUGAAUUUGCAAUGUACCUGAAAUACUGCAAAAACAUGAAGUUUGAGGAAGCGCCGGACUACAUGUACCUGCGGCAGCUAUUCCGCAUCCUGUUCCGCACCCUCAACUACCAGUACGACUACGUCUUUGAUUGGACGUUACUCAAGCAGAAGGCGGCCAAUCAGGCGGCAGCCCUCAACAACCCCAGCAAGGUGUCGGCCAAUCCGGGCGGGACGCUCAACAACCCCAGCAAAGGGUCGGCCAACCAGUUCACCCUCGCGCAGACGCCGCACGACCAAAUGCAACACGCCAACCAUCACUAUCGCCACCUCCAAAGAAUGUCCGAGAGCAAGAAGAGUAAACCGUGAUUAGACGCAACGUGUGCUCUAGCUACUUAAUCCUGAUCAAGAGAGUGAGUGAGAGAGAAAGAGAGUGGUGAGGAGAGAGAGAGAGAGAGAGGCACUUGCUGGGUAAAUGUGUGUUACGGUAUAACUGGAACAGACACAAUUCAUCGCCCCUGCCUGCAUGGUUUAUGAACUCUCUAAGCCUACUGAGACUGAUGUGUACGUACCGUUAACUGACUGGAAAUCAAUGGUGCCAUCUUGUCUCGUGAACUUAAAGGCUAUUCUCCUAUUGUACAUACACCAAAGAUUUUUGGAGGACAUUGGAUGCCAGUCUCGUUUCCUCUUUUGCACGCUCUCACAUUUUCCGUCAUGCUAAUCUUGUAAAUUUAGUUGACAUGUUAUGUAGGCAAUUAUUUCAAUCACUGGUGUGUUUUCGACAUAUUUCCUGCUUCGAGAGUGGAGAGUAUCAAAUCGAAACAUUUGAAGGCUGGUGAAUUGUGUCUGUUCUAAUAAAACUGUGAUAUAUAAAUUCCUAGUUUGUUUCUAACCUGGCAAUUCAGUCAUCGCCACGUUCCUCACAAGGCAAUACACGACACUUUUCACUCUUCAAUUAUCAUCUUCUUUUGCGAUGACCUGGUCUGGAGGUGGAUAUUCUCAAAUAUUGGUCAGGGUUACGCCGUCUGUGUUCAGUAUGUUUCUGCGGCUGGUAGUGGUAGUAGUAGGGUUCGUCGAAAGAUAAUAUUCCACUAAUGUUAACGUGCACUGUCCAAUUUGUACAGAGAGAGAACAGGAGAGGGCCACUGGAGAAAUCAACAAUGUGGUCUUUGG